GAAAACGAAGCAUCUUAGGCCCAUAAUCACAUACCCUAACAAACGUAUCCCCCAGACAUAACACAGUAGCAAUGAGCUGUUCUUCCAACCCCCACCAACAACACAAGAUCCCCAAAGAUCUUAUCCUGGGACGCUCUUAUAUGGAAAGUAGUAGUGCCCAUUUUAAAGUGGUGAAGAACCGACGAAAGUUCUCCAUCACUAAUUAUCACAAGAGGACUGGUGAAGACGAUGAUGACGGCGAUCGGAAGAAAAAGCAUAGAGAGAUCGAGAGGCAAAGACGGCAAGAAAUGGCUUCGCUUUGCACAAGUCUCAGAUCCAAACUGCCCCUCGAAUUCGUCAAGGGAAAGCGUUCUAUGUCGGAUCACAUGAACGAGGCCGUGAAUUACAUCAAACACCUGCAGGCGAAGAUCAGAGAGCUGACCUUCAAGAGAGACGAGCUCAAGGGCAUUCAUAGUAUGGCUGCCCUCGACUCUCCUGGCUCUAUUUCUUCAUGCUCGACCACGUUUAUGGUCAAUUCAAGUCGCGAGAGCGUGGAAAUCGUGAUCAGCCGAAGCAUCAGGGAAAAGGAUUUGCUGUUAUCUACUGUACUAGAGCUACUUCUUCAACAAGGACUUGAUGUUGUUAGCUGUUUUUCCAGUCAAGUCAAUGAUAGGGGAGUCCACACAAUCCACUGCGAGCUGGCCGAUGGCAACGGAAGUUUCGAUUUAACUGAGUUGGAGGGGGAACUCAAGGAAUUGCUCAUUCGAUGUUGAACCCUUAAUUGCAAUUUGCAAGUAAUCUAACAUAUGACUACCAAGACUGGCGGUAAUACUCGAGAGGAUUUGUGACCCUUAUGGAAGGAUGAGGCCUCCUGCUUGGGUUUUAACUCAGUUUUUGAUAUUGGAAGAGGUAUGAGAUUUUGAUUGUAGUAGCUUUUGCAUAUCAGAAAUAGGCAAAAUAGUACCUUCACAUAAAUGUAUUGCAACAACUGAUGAGCUUCAUUGUAGAAAGCAAACAGAAAGUUGUUUCCAAGUUAAUUGGUGUGCACUGCUUGUAAGUCGUGGGUAAUUGAUAUCUAUGGUAUGUUUGCUUUGCACAAUCUACCAAGAGCUUUCAUGCU
This is a messenger RNA of Syzygium oleosum, 1099 nucleotides long. RefSeq names its product transcription factor bHLH36-like. Gene Ontology annotation, biological process: regulation of transcription by RNA polymerase II. The coding region runs from base 72 to 752 and encodes 226 amino acids. The record is from RefSeq and is a predicted model, not a curated record. Gene Ontology annotation, cellular component: RNA polymerase II transcription regulator complex. The transcript has 3 exons. Gene Ontology annotation, molecular function: RNA polymerase II transcription regulatory region sequence-specific DNA binding; DNA-binding transcription factor activity, RNA polymerase II-specific; protein dimerization activity. NCBI's taxonomy places the organism in Eukaryota, Viridiplantae, Streptophyta, Magnoliopsida, Myrtales, Myrtaceae.